Chenopodium quinoa (quinoa) is the source of this 330-nucleotide messenger RNA. RefSeq lists its product as uncharacterized. NCBI's taxonomy places the organism in Eukaryota, Viridiplantae, Streptophyta, Magnoliopsida, Caryophyllales, Amaranthaceae. The transcript has a single exon. The record is from RefSeq and is a predicted model, not a curated record. Bases 1 to 330 code for a protein of 109 amino acids.
AUGGUUGUCUACACUUAUGAGAACCAUAGGCUCUAUAAAGAGCAAACGAAGAAGUUCUAUGAUAAGAUGAUCCAAAAACGAGAGUUCAAGAUUGGUGACAAGGUGUUACUUUAUAACUCAAGACUUCGGCUCUUUCCUGGAAAGCUUAAGUCUAGAUGGUCCGGGCCUUUCACAGUCACUGAUGUCAAAGAACACGGAGCCAUUGAGGUUGCUAGUGAAAAAGGCACGAAAUUCAAGGUAAAUGGACAACGUUUGAAGCUAUAUACCGAGGGUGCUUUUAUUGGCAAAUUGGAGACGAUUUAUCUCUCCGAUCUACCAAUUGAUGUUUGA